AUGGUCCUGACCGGCCGACUGAUGUUCACCUUCAAGAAGCUGCAUGACACUUACGGCCCAGUAGUUCGCAUCGGACCAAGUGAGCUAUCAUUCGCAACAAAUAGCGCAUUCGAUACCAUCUAUGGACCCCAUGGGGACAAUAACUUCUCGCUCUACGGCAGUCGGAAAGGCCUGUUGGGAAGCCUGGGCGGCAUGGCAGAUUCGUUAGGCAACUCAACAGAAAAGGAUAAUCGCCGAAAGCUACGUCCCCUGGUUGCUACCUCGUUGAAUGAGCUGCUGGCCGCCAAAGGCGAGGAGUAUUGUCACUUAGCAAUGGCCGAGCAAUUAGCAUUCCAUCAUGUAGGCCAGACGGAGGCCGCACCCGUCUCCCUAUCCACGUUGAACAAUCGGUACUUGUGGCAGUUCGCGAGCAUGGCGGCCUUUGGAAACCGCGGCGACGAAGCGGAGCGAGUAAGCUUUAAUCCUCAUGUUGACUGGCUGGACCCCUUCAUGUGCUUCCUUGAGACACUCUUAGUCGUCUUCUCACGAGCUACCAUUCACCGUCACAUUUCAAUUGCUCUAAGAGUGUGGCAGGCCAUUUGCUUCAUCUUCCGAUGGCCCAUCCAUCCAGGCGAAGUCAACUACGACAUGGAUGAAUCUGCAUUCCCGGAUAACCUUCACAGUCGGCUCCGGCAAGCAGCUUCGAGGACCAUGCUCCAAGUUCCUGAUUCCUUAUUGCAGGUCAAUUGUUUUGUUCUCCGAUUCAGCAUAUACGGGACAGCAGACAACAUGUUAAACGCUUUGUUUUAUUUUCUGCUGAAGGACCCACAAUGCUUAAGGAGACUGGAAGCAGAGGUCUUGUCUGUGGGGGCCGCUGUGGAUGAGCUAUCGGACGACUGUCUAGCCAGGUUGCCCUAUCUCAACGCCUGCAUCAACGAAACCUUCCGUAUCACACCUGCCUUCAACGGGGGCAUACUACAACGGGUGUCUUGCGGUGCCACAGUUGAUGGGAUCUACGUCCCACCGGGGAUUGCGGUGUCGGUAGACCAUUAUACGCUGGGCCAUGCCCCUCAGUAUUGGGAGAAGCCUGAUAUCUUCAACCCGGACCGGUGGAUCGAUCAAAAUUGCAAGGAUAAUUUCAAAGCCUCGCGGCCGUUUCUUAUCGGCGCACGCCAGUGUCCAGGGCGACAGAUGGCGUACCAGAUGUUCCGGGUGUGUGUCGCCAAACUCGUAUAUCUCUACUCUUUGGAGUUGGUCAACAAUGACUUUGAUAUUGAGCGGGACACCUUCUCAUCAUAUCACUGGACCGGUGUCAAGCUUGAUGUGACCAUGAAGCCACGCACCCCGGGUGUUUUCGGCUACUAA
Molecule: messenger RNA, 1344 nt
Organism: Aspergillus costaricaensis CBS 115574
Lineage: Eukaryota; Fungi; Ascomycota; Eurotiomycetes; Eurotiales; Aspergillaceae
Product: cytochrome P450 monooxygenase
Exons: 5
Coding region: 1-1344 (447 amino acids)
Molecular function (GO): heme binding; iron ion binding; oxidoreductase activity, acting on paired donors, with incorporation or reduction of molecular oxygen
Source: RefSeq, a predicted model, not a curated record